Molecule: messenger RNA, 791 nt
Organism: Parasteatoda tepidariorum (common house spider)
Lineage: Eukaryota; Metazoa; Arthropoda; Arachnida; Araneae; Theridiidae
Source: RefSeq, a predicted model, not a curated record
AUCGUCACCGCAGUCUGGAUUCCGCAUAAAAACGGAUCAUUUUUGCCCUUAUCACUUCUUUCUAGCCAGCAGGAGGCAAAUCCAGCAGUUGCUGCUCAGUGCUCGCUUUCAUCUUACUUUUUAAGGUUUCGGCCGCCCACUACAAAACUGUCGUACGUUUCGUGUUAUAAUAGCGCUAGGCGAGUGCAAAUCGCCGAGAAGAGCUAUUCAUUGAAUGUAAGGAACUAUUUCUCCAGGUCGCCCUCGAUUUCCUCGAGCGACCGGUCAGAAUCUGACUGCAGUGAUCUCACGUUUAGGAGCCCUGGCAAAACAGAGUGGAAGUACAAGAAACGCAAAACAUUCAAAGUCAGGAGGGAGGAGUCGAAGGAGAUUCUUCGCCAGUAUCCUAACAGUAUACCUGUGAUAUUGGAGAAGCUACCAGAUGUUACAUCACCCACUUCACAGAAGGAGAAGUACCUCAUCCCUAGGGAUCUGAGUGUGGCUGAUUUCACCAUGAUGGUGCAAAGGAACAUGUUUGUCACAGCAGACACAGCAGUUCACCUCAUUGCCGACGAUGAGCUUUUACUUUCAAAUAAGAAGAUGGGAGAAGUGUAUGAUGAGGAGAGGGACAAAGAUGGUUUCCUCUACCUCAACUACUGCGCUUACAAGCCUUUUUCCUAUUCGAAGAUUUCGGAUGGAAGAAUUCUAUGACUAGUUUAGAUGACUUUUUAUUUAUAUAUCCUGUACAUAGAGUGAAGAAUAUUUGUAGAACAAAUUUUGUUGUUAAGAUUAAUAAAAGUAUGUUGUAAAAA